Nicotiana tabacum (common tobacco) is the source of this 1044-nucleotide messenger RNA. Its product is annotated as protein JAZ7. Gene Ontology annotation, biological process: regulation of jasmonic acid mediated signaling pathway; response to wounding; regulation of defense response. Gene Ontology annotation, cellular component: nucleus. The record is from RefSeq and is a predicted model, not a curated record. NCBI's taxonomy places the organism in Eukaryota, Viridiplantae, Streptophyta, Magnoliopsida, Solanales, Solanaceae.
UUUUUCUUCUGCUUUUAAUGUUCCAUCAAUUUGUAGUCUCUUAUUGCAUGGAGCUCAUCAAAACACUUAUACUCAUUCUUCUUUUGGUUCUUUCUUAAGAGUUUAAUCAGAACAUAUUUUCUUAUUUAUAUCCAAUUCUUGAUUUCUAUUUUUGUAUCCUAAAUCUUUGAGAAAGUGAAAAAAUGGAUUCAAGAAUUGAGAUAGAUUUCAUGGACCUCAACACCAGACCACAAUCAGAAAUGGCGAAGCAACACACCAAAGCUUCUGGGAUGAAGUGGCCAUUUUCAUCUAUUGCUAACUUAGCUACUCAAGCUGAAAGCAGAGUUUUUCAGAAUUACAACUCCUCCCCAAUAAUUUACAGUAAUUCAAAAAGUUCAUCCCUAAAGAAUUACAAAUUCACCACAAAAGAUUCCAGGAAAAAUUCUGACCACUUGAGGAAACCUGAGUCAACGUUGACCAUAUUCUACAUGGGUGAGGUCCAUAUUUUUCAGGAUAUCACACCAGAAAAGGCUGAACUAAUAAUGGACUUGGCUUCUAAAUCAACGACUCUCCACAUGAAUGAGAUUUUAGAAAAGGCAAAUAAAGAAAAAUAUGAAGAAAAUAAAUCUGAGCCUUCAACACCAAAUACAUCCACAAAUUAUGCUAAAGGAGCACUGGCUAUGGCUCGUAAAGCAACCCUUGCCCGAUUUUUGGAGAAGAGAAAGCAUAGAUUGAUCACAGCUAGGCCAUACCAACAUGGUGAAAAAACACCAAAGUUUCCUUUUGAAAUGCACCAAGAAGAAGAAACGGCGUCGUCAAGCGUUCAUUGGGAAAGCUAAUUCAAGACAAAUGGAUUUUUGAAUUCUUAUUCUUUUAAACUAUAUAUUGUCUAAUGUUAAUAGGACUUCUUUAGAAAUACCCGUAUCUAUGAACGUGCAUGUUAAUAGUGGCACGUGAUGAUUUGAACAUUUAUUUAUAUGAAAGAAUAAUAAAAAUUAAUUAAUGAGAGAAAUUUUAUGUAUAAUAAUACAACAAUCGUCUUAAUGCCGAAACGUAUUACUAUUA